GCGAUUGGUGAUUCGUGUCGGUUUAGCAUUGGUUGGUGUCGGUGGUUGGUCCCUGUGCAUCCCUGUGCCCUGUGCCACGUGCAUUAAACAAUAAUUAAACGUUUUCAAUCUGUCGCGGCACUCGGCAGAUGGAAGUUUAUAUUGGUCCGAUGUGUAGAGGAGGUCAAGAAAUACCUAAUCGUUCAUUCGGCUAGAUUAUUUUAAUUUGUUUUUACAGUAAAACAUUAUGAUAUUCAGCGAAAGGUGACGCGACGACAAACUACAGAGAACGCGGCAAGUCAGAAAUUUAUUUGAUCGUUAAAUUGUUUCGUCAUGAAAAUGAAAUCAAAUUCAAAAAAUAUUAAGGACAGACUGAAAGAUGAAACGCUGGAUCUCAGUUUGUGCGACCUGAAAGAAGUGCCUGUUCGAGAAAUCGCAGCUGUUAAGAAGGCGACACAUUUAGAUUUAUCGAAUAAUCUGUUAGUUUCUUUGCCUAAUACUUUUGUCAGUCUUAAGCAAAUAGUUAAGUUAGAUCUUAGUAAAAACAUGUUGACAGAAAUUCCGGAAAAUUUUGGAGAAUUGAGGCAGUUGAGGCAUUUGGAUCUUUACGCGAAUCAGAUAAGCAGGCUACCGCUAAGUUUAAGCGAGUUAAAGAACUUGAGAUGGUUAGAUUUAAAGGAGAAUCCUUUAACUCCCGCAGUAUCCAGCGUCGCGGGUCCAUGCAGCAACCUAAGCGAAUGUCAAGCUUGCGCUCGUAACAUCGUUACUUAUUUGUCCCGUGUAAAGGUUACCAUCGAAGAAGAAAGAUUACGAAGAUCGAAUGCCGUUACGAAUGCAGAAACCGAUUUGAACGCCGUAGCAAAAAAGGGUGGUAAAAAGAAAAAGAAGAAAUCGGUCGAAAAGGAUAAUAAACAGGACAUGGAUAAGAAUGGAUGUUGCUUAGUAAGCGAGGAACUAAAAGUCGGUGGAAAGCAAGUAGAAGUUGAGACGUUGGGAAAAAAAGAUAAAUACGUUAAUAAGAAAUACGCGUCGAAAGGCAAUGGGUGUCAGUCACUUUUGUCCACGUUUGUAUGGCUCCUACUUAUCGGCUUAAUAUUUACGUUAUCGAUCGUAAUUCUUCCAAUGUAUUCGGAACAGUCGGAGUUGUUUGUAAAGUACAUAGAAAAGAGCACGGGUGUACCUUUGAAAGCAUUUCAGAAGCAGAGUAUCGAUACUCUUCGAUCCUCUGUACGGAUCGGAACCACGUGGACCAGACAGAUUUACGAUAAUUUUUACGACGUCUACGAAAAGAAUUUUCGAAGGAAUAGAAAUGUCCCAGACAGCGACUAAUUGUCCAAGUAUGUAACAGCAAAGUUACGAUGGAAUUUUACGCAACCGUUUCGUACCAUGUAACUCUCGCUCGCAAAUAAACGUUGUCCGCGUUAAAAGUUCAAUACGAAUAUUCCAAGUGUAAUAAUAAACAGAAUGUUGUUUAUUAUCGAUUCACUGACAUAGCGUGUUAUCGCGUAAUUUGAGGCGCGUAAUUUAUUUUGCAAAGUAAAAAAUUGUUACAAACGUGA
This is a messenger RNA of Hylaeus volcanicus, 1538 nucleotides long. Its product is annotated as leucine-rich repeat-containing protein 59. Bases 313 to 1308 code for a protein of 331 amino acids. NCBI's taxonomy places the organism in Eukaryota, Metazoa, Arthropoda, Insecta, Hymenoptera, Colletidae. The transcript has 6 exons. Gene Ontology annotation, molecular function: protein binding. The record is from RefSeq and is a predicted model, not a curated record.